Molecule: messenger RNA, 1412 nt
Organism: Labeo rohita (rohu)
Lineage: Eukaryota; Metazoa; Chordata; Actinopteri; Cypriniformes; Cyprinidae
Gene: slc35g1
Product: solute carrier family 35 member G1
Exons: 3
Coding region: 136-1362 (408 amino acids)
Biological process (GO): regulation of cytosolic calcium ion concentration; calcium ion export across plasma membrane
Cellular component (GO): endoplasmic reticulum membrane; plasma membrane
Source: RefSeq, a predicted model, not a curated record
GCAGAGGAACGCAACCCUCUCUUUCUUUGUACAAGGUUAAUUAUUUAACUUGUUGCUCGGUACCAUUUCUACCCGAAGGCAACCGUGUGUCAAGACGCGUGGUCAAGGUAUGCCAAGCAGCUGUUCUCCUCUGUCAUGGGUGAUAUUAGACAGCGCAAUGGCUCUGUUAGUAAUAAUGACACAGAUAUAUCUGUUGUCCCUUAUAGAGCGGACGACAUCCGUGUGCUUUGUCAUAAAGUUGACGAUGGGGACGUUGGGGAGGAAAUUGAGUUGCAAAGUCGAACAGAAGUGCCAGUGGAUACGGAUGCUGACGCGCAGGACUGCCAGCGGGUCAGCGGCGCUGCGUUUUACCGGGUUUGUGACGAAAACAGAAACGACCCUGACGGCGACGAGAAUGACGAUGGUGAGGAGGACACGGGGGCAAACACAGUUCAAAAAGAAAACAAACCAGCAUGUCCGGGGCUGGGCCUCCUUUAUGCCUUGUUAGCAUCUGUCUUCUUCUCCACUGCGGCUCUUCUUGUAAAGAAGAUCGAGGGGAUGCACGCCAUUGAAAUCAGUGCAAUACGUUGCUUCUUCCAGAUGCUGUUUGUCAUGCCAGCCAUGAUAUAUUACAACACUGGCUUUUUGGGACCAAGAGGUAUGCGAGUCUACCUGUUCUUCAGAGGGUUCCUUGGGUCCAAUGCCAUGAUCUUGUUGUAUUAUGCAGUUCUGCAGAUGCCCCUAGCCGACGCCACAGUUAUAAUGUUCAGCAAUCCAGUCUUCACAGCCUUGCUGGCUUGGAUUUUUCUCAAGGAGAGGUGCACAAUAUGGGAUGUCAUUUUUACUGUGUUUACACUUACCGGUGUCAUACUGAUAGCCAGACCUCCCUUCCUCUUUGGUGGCGAGCUGUCUGGGAUCGAAGGAGACUACACCAAUCACAUCAAAGGCACGGUGGCUGCCUUCGCGGGGGCGAUCGGAGCGGCUUGCACUAUGGUCAUUCUGAGAAAAAUAGGGAAAAGUGUUCAUUACUACCUCUCCGUGUGGUACUAUGCAGUCCUGGGACUUAUCGAGUGUGUCAUUGUUUUGUUCAUCUUGGACGAAUGGAAAAUUCCUUCCUGCGGCUGGGACAGGUGGACGCUCAUGGCCAUCGGGCUGCUCGGUAUAGCCGGCCAGACGUUCCUAACCAAAGCCCUGCAGAUUGAGAAAGCAGGACCUGUUGCACUGAUGAGGACGAUGGAUGUGGUCCUGGCGUUCAUCCUGCAGUUCCUAUUCCUCAACCGCAAACCGACAUGGUGGAGUUUGGGAGGAGCGCUGUGUGUGAUAAGCAGCACUAGUGGGGUGGCCAUAAAGAAGUGGUAUAGUAGCACAAAAAAUAAAAGCUGAUUGCAAAUUAUAGUGAGAUGAAAGAGAUUUUAUAUGUUUGCUACAAAUAA